GAAGGACAACUCUAAUGAGACCGGAGAGACAAGACCUGAGCAGACUGCACGGAAAGUGUGCUCACCGACGAACUUUGCUCUUAAUUCAACUAAAAGUUAUUCUCCUUUUCUAGUUGUUCACAUUAAACGUGGUGAUAAGAAGUGCGUGGUAACAGUAGAUUUAGAAAAAAACCUGAAACAAGUCGCUUCGUUAAAUAUAGCGCGUCUGCAGGCGAAACACUUGUGGGAAGCGCGUUAACCUCUAACUUCCUGGUCUCCUCCCUCUGCUGGAACUCCUAGAGCUGAUCCCAGAGAGAGGAGAGAGGUCUGUCAGCAGCAGUACUGAGGCCACGCCCCCGUAUGGCUACCAGCUAGACCUGGACUUCCUGAAGUAUGUGGACGACAUACAGCGUGGCAACACCAUCAAGAGGCUGAAUAUCCAGCGGAAAGCCAGGCCUGUCCGGCCGGCGGCGGAGCCCGUGCCCAGGGGAGGUUGCUCUGGUGGGGGCAGCGGGUACAGUGGGCAGGGCCAGGCUGAAUGGACCUCCACAGGCUCCCUACCCUCCUUCAGUGAAGAGGCACAGCAGAGUCCCCUCUUCUACCCCUCCCCUCAGCCUCACCCUCCCUCCACCCUGAUUUACCACGCCCAUGCCCCUCUCCCGUCCCGUGAGCCCUCCCAUCCCCUUUUUCCCCUACCCCCCCGAGGGCUACCUGAGCGUCCCCCCCGAACCCCCUCAACGGCCCCGGCUCCCGCCCCCCUCUCUGUGGGAACCUCCCCUCCUCAACCCCCAGGUUGAGAAGACCCUGAUGGAGACGAGGAGGAGGUUAGAACAGGAGCGGCACCUCAUGCAGCCCGCUCCCCCUCCGAACCCCCCCGGCCCUGCUCCUCGCCAACGCCUGGCCUCCUUCGGAGGGAUGGGGGGGUCCAGCACCUCCCUGUUCUCCCCUAGCACCCCACAGCCCCUGCUGCCAAACGGGGGUGUAGGUAGUGGAGAGUACAACCCCUACUACACUUCCAUGGGUUCCUCUAUCCACCACAGCCCCAUGUCAUCAGGCAUGACCACGCCGGCCACCAACGUGUCUCCGCUCCACCUGCAGCACAUCCGGGAACAGAUGGUGGUGGCCCUGCGGAGGCUGAAGGAGCUAGAGGAGAAGGUGAAGACCAUACCUGUCCUACAGGUGAAGAUAGCCGUGCUGCAGGAGGAGAAGAGACAGAUGACCUCUCAGAAGAACCAGAGGCUAGGGGUGGGGAGCGUAGUGGGAGGGGGGUUCAGGAAGAGGUCCUAUAGCGUAGGCAGUGCUGACCAGUUGGACCCCCAGAAUACCCUGCAGACCCAGGAGCUGCACAUUAUGGAGCCAGAGGGUCAGGAGGGUCAGGGCCAUAGUCAGAGUACCAUGGGGAUGGAGGAGUUCAGGAGGCUGGCUGCAGAGGUCCAAGCCCUGGGGGCGAACAGCCAGGAGCAAGGGUCUCACCAGGCCAGGCAGACCCAGACCUCCUUCCCUCUCACCCACAAUAACAGCAACCAGCUCACCUCCACGGCGGUCGGCCCAGAUGAGAACAUGAACGGCGCCACGGUGGUCGCACAGAGGAAGUCGCCGGUGAUGACGACGGUACAACAACGACGCUUCUACCGUGACGUCGGAAUGGCGACGGAGCAGCGUGAGACGCGCAGUGCUGGGACGGGUGUGACGGAAGCCAUGUUGGGCGUGGCCAGCGAGGUGGAGGCGGAGUUAGACUUGCAGCAGCAGACCAUCGAGGCCCUGAAGGAGAAGAUCUACCGGCUAGAGGUGGACCUGAGAGAGACCACCCACCUGAUGGAGAUGUCCAAGCUGAAGCUAGAGCUGCAGGCCGCUGGGGGAGCCAAUAGGAAGAGGGCUGAUAAAGGCUUCCAGGUGCGGCCAGACACCUACAGCAUAGCCUGCCAGGCGCGGCCAGACACCCAGAGCACUGGCUCAGAGACCUGGAGAGUCCAGACGCACAGCCAGGGAGUGGGGAACCAUCUAGAGACCAGCCAUGCCUCCACAGGGGAGACCCUCCACACUGUAGGGGUAGGGGUGUCCUGUCAACCCAGCCUGAGACACACUGCUUCGGGACCUGACCUGCCCAUGGAGAGGUGGCUGGUGCAGGAGAGGGUAGAGGUGCAGGACCAGUGUGUGGGGAGGCAGUUGGAGGUGUGUGACCAGGGGGUGAACACUGAUGAGGAAGUAAACGGUCUAGAGCUGUGUAAGGCCCAGGAGACAGAGGCCAGGGAGAGGGAGAGCAGGUUGGUGGUCGUCCGGGAGUGUUCUAGAGACGUCACCGUCAGACAGCUAGUCACCAUGGGGACUAACCCUGUCCUGGGCGCCACCACGGACUUUGCUGUCAUGGUAACCCCAGACACAGCCUCCCAACACACCAGCACCCUUCUGGAGACCGCUAGCCAACACACCAACACAGAGACAGUGGUGCUAGCUGACGGCUGUACCAACACCGCCCUGCUCCACACUGCUGAGAAACACACCAGCACGCUAACCAAUCACACAAGGACUGUCGCUGUGGGCGAGGGGCUGGUCAAAGACCCACAGACCGUGCCCAAAACCAGGUCUAUUGCCGUGGGAAACACAGCGCAGAGAGACGGCAGUCCGGAGGAGGCAUGGUCGGCCCAGACCAAAGAGGUUGGCGUCGGUCUGGUCGGCAUCCACACCAACUUCCUGGUCGGCCUGAAGACCCGGAACAUUGCCUGUGGCCCCUCCCACCUGGACGGAACCGCUGUUACCGAGGAGACCGUUGCCGUGACGACUGUUGUACCACCCCAGGCCCAGGCCAUACAGCCCCAGCAGGUGGAGGGUGGGGCAGGACUAGACCACUACAUAGAGAGGCUUCAGAACCUACUUCAGGAACAACAGAUGUUGUUGACUGAGAACUACAGUGAGCUCGCGGAUGCUUUCGGACAGCCCAGCUCUUCUCAGUUCACCCACUUUGGUUCUAUCAACAGCCAGCUGGUCAACACUCUGACUUCUAUCAACUCUGUCAUCAAGUAUGGCAGUGCUGAGGAUCUGAGAACUCAGCGAGAUGGCAGCAGCACCGCUACAGAUCGAGGUCAGCUGCAGGUGUCCAGUGAAGUCAUCCAGAGUUCAGAGGUCAGCCAGACGGAGAUAGUGUCACAUGACCCCAGGUCCCCGCCCAGCCCGGCCACGCUGAAGCACCGUAUGAACCAGCAGAUGUCCAGCGCCUUGAACGGUGGUAAGAGCUCUCUGAAGUCCAUCAUGAAGAAGAAAGAUGGCCGCCAGGGUUCUUUGGGAACCAAGAAGAACCUACAGUUUGUAGGAGUCAAUGGAGGGUAUGAGACAACGUCGAGUGAUGAAUCAGAGGACAGCAGCUCCUCUGAAACAGAGGAGGAAGAGGAGGAGGACGAGGAGGAGGGGAAGGUGUUCGGAGGAGGAGAGGAAGUUGAAGAGAGGAACACAGAGGAUUUCCAGAAUGCGGGAGCAGUGGAAGUGGGGAGGAGUGAAGAGGAGGGAGGAGGAGAGAAGCAAGAGAUGAGAGAGAGGUUUGAGUUGAGUGAGAAGAUGUUGGCUGCCUGUAACGUGUUGAAGAACCACCUGAAUGAUGGCAAGGCCUUAGCCAGUAAAGAUGUGAGAGCCUGUGUGAACACAGUUCAGAACGAGUGGUUCUGUGUGUCCAGUCAGAAGAUGGUGGUGCCUGGCAUGGUGGAGGACUAUUUAACAGCGUUCCGUGACAUCUCGCCGGCCAUGCUGCGUCACAUUGUCAACAUGGCGGACGGUAACGGGAACACGGCGCUCCACUACAGCGUGUCACACUCCAACUUCCACAUUGUCAAGACGCUGCUCAACGCAAAUGUGUGUAACGUGAACCAGCAGAAUAAGGCUGGCUAUACUCCCAUCAUGCUGUCUGUGCUGGCGGCUGUCGAGGCUCCUAAAGACAUGGCCAUCGUAGAGUACCUCUUCAGCAAGGGAGACGUCAACGCUAAGGCCAGCCAGGCUGGCCAGACAGGGCUGAUGCUGGCGGUCAGUCAUGGCAGGAUGGACAUGGUUCGGGCGCUGCUGGCCCAGGGGGCAGAGGUCAAUGUCCAGGAUGAUGAGGGUUCUACAGCCCUGAUGUGUGCCAGCGAACAUGGCCACGCUGAGAUAGUCAAACUACUGCUGGCCCAGCCGGGCUGCGACGCCACUCUCAGCGACAGCGAUGAGAGCAAUGCCCUGUCUAUCGCUCUGGAAGCCGGUCACAAGGACAUAGCAGUGUUGUUGUACGCCCACGUAAACUUCUCUAAGGCCCAGUCACCGGGAACCCCUCGUCUGAGCAGGAAGAUGUCCCCCAGUCCCACCAGGAGGGGCAUGUUUGACUAGCGCCACUGCCCAUUGGUCAAGUCUCAUGACACCAACCAACCAACCGCUGAGGAUUUCAACCCCAGGGACAGACUUUGGCCCCACCCCCUGACAACCUGAUUGGACCAUGUGGGAUUAUUGACCAUGCAGUUCAACCAGAAAGGUUCCCUGGGUUUAUUGACCAUGGGGUUCAACCAGAAAGGUUCCCUGGGUUUAUUGACCAUGUGGUCCAACCAGAAAGGUUCCCUGGGUUUAUUGACCAUGGGGUUCAACCAGAAAGGUUCCCUGGGUUUAUUGACCAUGUGGUCCAACCAGAAAGGUUCCCUGGGUUUAUUGACCAUGGGGUUCAACCAGAAAGGUUCCCUGGGUUUAUUGACCAUGUGGUCCAACCAGAAAGGUUCCCUGGGUUUAUUGACCAUGGGGUUCAACCAGAAAGGUUCCCUGGGUUUAUUGACCAUGUGGUCCAACCAGAAAGGUUCCCUGGGUUUAUUGACCAUGGGGUUCAACCAGAAAGGUUCCCUGGGUUUAAAGACCAUGAUGAAAGAUGAAACAUAUUGAUCAGCCUUGUAAUAAGAUGAGUUGGUAUUGGUCAGUCUUCUACAUGAACAUCCCUAAGUGCCCUAAUUUAAACUGAAUGUAUAGAGAAGUGUGUUAUUUACUGUAGCUAUCUAGCUACCUGAAAGAAGACACCACCAGCAUUCUGUCUGCUCUGAGUAGAUAGAGAGGAGGAGGGAGAGGAGAGAGAGGAGGAGGGAGAGGAGAGAGAGGAGGAGGGAGAGGAGAGAGAGGAGGGAGAGGAGAGAGAAGGAGGGAGAGGAGAAAGAGAAGGAGGAAGAGGAGGAGGGAAAAAAGGAGUGGUAGAGAGAGGAGGAGGGAGAGAAUGAGGAGGAAAGAGUGAGGAGGAGGAGGGAGCGAAGGAGAAGAGAGGCCAUACUACUUGAGGAGCUGGACUUCAUAAGAACCCAGAAACACAUGUACUGUAUUCUAGAAAUGGGCUGCAGUAGACACGCGUCCUGUCCAGGCAGGUUCCUCACGAGAGAGAGAUGUUCCUGGCUCAGAUACUUACUUAUCCAGACUAUAGACCUUUUCAACUGUCAAAACAAUAACACGUUCUGGUCGCACGCGCAACCAAGAGGUUCCCCAGAAAACAUCCGGUGCUGCGGUGCCUCAUAAUUGCUAACUAGCUAGGUAGUUGGCUAGCUAGCACAAAAUGACAAGUUCACAUUUCAUCCACCGAAAAACUGAACAAACAACUUAUUGACUUGCUACCAGAUCCACUAAAUACAAUCAUAAAUACAAUCUCGUUUAUUAUCCGUUUGCUCUGGUGGUGUUGCAUUAGGCUAGCACAGUAAUUAACCACAGAGCUAGCGUGAUGUAAGGGUAGAGAAAGAUCAGCUGACCUUGUUAGCCAGCCAGAGCUAGCGUGAUGUAGGGGUAGAGAAAGAUCAGCUGACCUUGUUAGCCAACUAGAUUAAUUUCUCUCACAACAGCCAACAAUAUAACUAAACUAAAUGUAGCUAGAAUCUGAGUCCAAUGUUUGACGGCCUCAUUGUUUACAACAAAGUUAGCUAGCAGCAGUAAUUACCUGUUAUGAGAAUUUUGUUCUCAAUCUAGCUAUAACGUUAAACUUACAUUUUCCCAGGAUGUAAGGACCAUCCCAACCAUGAAUACUAUGGUCGAAAAAAUGCUAAUUCUGACCUUGAGAAAACAACUACACUAAGUUAACUAGCUAGCUGUUUACAGCUGCCCCGGAAGUUUUUUACAAACUCACCGGAAGUUCUUUGGGGUUCCAUGGUUCACUUGCGCUCCUCCUAAAACAGCUGUUGAAAAGGUCUAUAGGUCCCAGCAGUAGUCCCAACACUACUGCCCUGUAAGACUAGAUACAGUCUGUUGAAAAGGUCUAUAGGUCCCAGCAGUAGUCCCAACACUACUGCCCUGUAAGACUAGAUACAGUCUGUUGAAAAGGUCUAUAGGUCCCAGCAGUAGUCCCAACACUACUGCCCUGUAAGACUAGAUACAGUCUGUUGAUAUUCAUGCUCCUGGACAGAUUAUUAACAUACAGCUCAUAGUUGUGAUGAAGGCUAAAGAGCACAAGGACAUGUUGUUAUUAUUCAUAACUAUCAUCACCUAUAUUGUUUAUCACCACAGGAGGCAGUUGCUAUAUUAGAUUCUAUGUCACCCGCAAUAGAGCCUUUCAUUUAGACUAAAUGUUUGUACAUAUUAUAUUGUCAUAUUGUUUUCUUUACCUGCCUGCCACCUUUAAUGGGUCUGUAUGUGUACACCACCACCUUUAAUGGGUCUGUAUGUGUACACCACCACCUUUAAUGGGUCUGUAUGUGUACACCGCCACCUUUAAUGGGUCUGUAUGUGUACACCGCCACCUUUAAUGGGUCUGUAUGUGUACUCCACCACCUUUAAUGGGUCUGUAUGUGUACACCACCACCUUUAAUGGGUCUGUAUGUGUACUCCACCACCUUUAAUGGGUCUGUAUGUGUACACCACCACCUUUAAUGGGCCUUUAUGUGUACACCGCACCUUUAAUGGGUAUGUAUGUGUACUCUACCACCUUUAAUGGGUCUGUAUGUGUACACCAUCACCUUUAAUGGUUCUGUAUAUGUACUCCACCACCUUUAAUGGGUCUGUAUGUGUACACCAUCACCUUUAAUGGGUCUGUAUAUGUACUCCACCACCUUUAAUGGGUCUGUAUGUUUACACCAUCACCUUUAAUGGGUCUGUAUGUGUACUCCACCACCAUUAAUGGGUCUGUAUGUGUACACCAUCACCUUUAAUGGGUCUGUAUGUGUACACCAUCACCUUUAAUGGGUCUGUAUGUGUACUCCACCACCUUUAAUGGGUCUGUAUGUGUACUCCACCACCUUUAAUGGGUCUGUAUGUGUACACCGCACCUUCUCAAAUGGAUAAUUGUAACUCAAUCUUCUCUGGAUUGGAUAUAAAUUCUACUUUUAUACAAAUCUAUUUAAUUUGUAUGUAUUUAAAAAUCACAAUAUUUUGAAUAUUUCCUAUUACUUCUUAACGUUACAUGAAGAUAUAUAUUUAUCAAGGUAUAGUUUUUAAUGCAAAUAUCAUUGUAUUUCCUUGUAUGUACUGUAAUGUGUUGGAGCUGGUAAGUGUAUUGUCCUAUUGUAGUAAAACCAUUGAGAAGGAGAGAGAGGUACUUUGAUCUGGUUGAAGUUUAAAGUGCCUGGAACGUAUUGCCAUAUAACAAUAAACUUAAUUCAAAUGA
Salmo salar (Atlantic salmon) is the source of this 7546-nucleotide messenger RNA. The record is from RefSeq and is a predicted model, not a curated record. Lineage: Eukaryota; Metazoa; Chordata; Actinopteri; Salmoniformes; Salmonidae.